CAAUCUAUGGGCAACAGUAGUAACGGUGACCCAGCUGUUGGCGGGCGCAGCAGAGUUCUGAAGGAGAUGGGAUUCACGCUACUCAUACGCAGAGUGCUAGAUGAGACUGAAUCGCUGGAUGUUAAAGAGAGAGGAAGCAUUGCACUGACAAACCUCGAGAGAUAAAAGUCCGUAUAUAGUAAACUGUUCAACAUGGCACUUCUUUCGUGCGCGUACCAAGUAGAGCCAACCCUCUGCGACGAAAAUGAAAUGGGCCUACUUUUCCAAACAGAGCAUCCCUUCUGGGGAAGCUGGUUUAAACCCAGAGAGACCAGUAGUGAUGGCGUAUGAACUGAGUGAUAACCAGGUGUUAGGCAUUGGUCUUACAACUUUUGUUGUUGCGGCCCUGGGCUACUACCUGUUGCUGAAAACUGGUGGAACUGACAAGAAGCCCGUUGCGCUGUCGCAGUACCAUAUCUGUAAGAACCAGCUGGAGAGUGUAUCGUCCAAGAUGGAGCAAGGCUUGGUGAAACAGAUUGACACUUAUUACGAUGAGUUUGAGGGCUUGAAGGAUGAGGACAAGCAGUACAAGCUGAACUACUUCCAGGAGGAGCUGCUGAAGGAGCUGAUCAAGCUCGACGACGUCGACCUCACGGAGCUGUCGGACAGCGACGAACGCCAGGAGCUCAAGCUGCAGAGGAAGCAGUACAUCAAGAGAAUCCAGGGCCUGCUCAAGGACCUGGACGACUGGAAGCCAAAGGUUCGUGUAUAGAGCUUCCCCAAAUAGUACAACCACGUGACCACACCCGUACACCAGAGUAGGUGUCGUGGUGUCCCCGGACCAAAUCGUA
Molecule: messenger RNA, 830 nt
Organism: Williopsis jadinii
Lineage: Eukaryota; Fungi; Ascomycota; Saccharomycetes; Phaffomycetales; Wickerhamomycetaceae
Gene: SNL1
Product: Snl1p
Exons: 1
Coding region: 245-751 (168 amino acids)
Molecular function (GO): protein-folding chaperone binding
Source: RefSeq, a predicted model, not a curated record